Fonsecaea nubica is the source of this 708-nucleotide messenger RNA. RefSeq lists its product as hypothetical. NCBI's taxonomy places the organism in Eukaryota, Fungi, Ascomycota, Eurotiomycetes, Chaetothyriales, Herpotrichiellaceae. Bases 1 to 708 code for a protein of 235 amino acids. The record is from RefSeq and is a predicted model, not a curated record. Gene Ontology annotation, molecular function: protein binding. The transcript is spliced from 3 exons.
AUGGGUGGUGGUCUCGAUGACUAUUUGAUUGAUCAGCUCUUGCGCGGCGUCGAGACCGUCCAGAAGAAAGUCGAAGAGAAGGAGGCACAAGCGAGAGCGAAAGCAGAGAAGGAGGCUCUCGAAGUCGCCGCCACCCAGCAAAACUCGGCCCAGGACGCCAGUCUGUCCACUGAAGAACCCCCAGCCUCUGACGAGGACGCCGACGUCGAGAUGAGGCCGCUCAAUGACAAGGACCAGUACAAAAAGGUCGGCAACGAAUGGUGGGUGCGGAUCUACUUGGGUCGACGGAUUCCUCGUCUCAACGCCGAAAUGGUCAUCGAAGACAAGGACAUGAAAGCCAAAAAGCGCUGGAGGGACACUGCCAACGAGGGGUACACCCGGGUCCUGGUCCAUGACCCGACCGUUGGCCGCAUCUACCAUCACAUGGCUGUUUUGGUGCAGCCCCGGUCCGUGUGGCCCCUGUCAAUGUUCGAGGUCAAUGCGUCCAAGCUCUUCUACUGCACCAAGUCCCUCGUCGUCAAGACCCCGUUUUACCCCACGCGGAACUCCGUGCUGACCGUUGUCCAACCGAUUCUUCACCGGUACAAGAAGGCAGCCCAGAAGCCGAUCGUCUUGCCCCUGAUCGACGAAGACCACUUCCUUGCUGUUGUCGUCCACCUGAUUCUUUCUUCCCUGGAGCCCGAGACUCUGAGGGAAAACGGUUAUUAG